Leguminivora glycinivorella is the source of this 1789-nucleotide messenger RNA. Its product is annotated as dedicator of cytokinesis protein 3-like. Gene Ontology annotation, cellular component: cytoplasm; plasma membrane. Gene Ontology annotation, biological process: small GTPase-mediated signal transduction. Gene Ontology annotation, molecular function: small GTPase binding; guanyl-nucleotide exchange factor activity. The coding region runs from base 1 to 1695 and encodes 564 amino acids. The transcript has 12 exons. Lineage: Eukaryota; Metazoa; Arthropoda; Insecta; Lepidoptera; Tortricidae. The record is from RefSeq and is a predicted model, not a curated record.
AUGAAUGCUUUAGAUUCAGUUAUGCAGCAAAAAACAUGGGACCUGUCAACGACGGAUCUCUCCCGCGAACUAUGGCUGGUGGCGUGGGUAGUCCGCGUCGGGCGCUGGGCAGGCGCUGGUGGAAGCGGCAGCGGCACUGGCGAGCGGCGCGGCCCCGUGGCUAGGCGCCCGCUUGGCGCUGGCGUGUUACCUCUGACCGAGUUCCUGAGCGGCACCGGCGAGCGGCGCGGCCCCGUGGCUAGGCGCCCGCUUGGCGCUGGCGUGUUACCGCUGACCGAGUUCCUGAGGCAACCGGUGCAGGGAUCGACGGAGAAAGAAUACACUUUCAAGGUAUACCAAAGCGAAGAAAAAGACUUUCAUCAAUUACACGACAUGCUCAUUCGGAAGCAGACCAACAAAUGUAAUGUUUUACCGGGACAACCAAAUUAUGGCAUAGUAGUAGCAAUACGACUACUAACCAACGCCGGUAGCAUCAACGAAGCUGUCGCUUCAGGCGCGACGGUCACAGCGAAACGGGGCUUCCCUGACGUCAUUAUGCCCGGAGAUGUCAGGAACGAUCUUUACCUGACUUUAGAAAAGGCCGAAUUUGAAAGAGGAGGGAAGAGUACAGCGAAAAAUGUGCUCGCUACUGUCACAGUGCAUGAUAAUACGGGACAGACUAUCAGUGAUUGCGUAUGGGGAGCAAGCGGUAGUGGAGCGACACUGUACGAGUCCCUCGUACUGUACCACAACAACAGUCCAGCGUGGGGCGAGCAACUUCGCCUCACAGUGCCGCUAGAAACCUUCACACUGGCGCACGUUCGAAUCGAGUUUAGACAUUGUUCAACACGUGAUAAGAAUGAGCGAAAACUAUUCGGGUUCUCUUUCGCACGUCUGAUGGAGGCGAGCGGCGCGACGCUAAGAGAUGGCGCUCAUGAGCUCUACGUUUAUAAAUGCGAUGAUCCCAGCAAACUAGCAACAGCGAGCUACCUGUCGCUUCCGUCGUGUAGCACUGACGCAGCCCGCACACCGACCAACGGCGUCGUGGUGUCUUUCCAAAGAAGUUCCAAAGAAAACUGUACUAUUAGCACGCUUCUCUGCUCAACUAAAUUGACACAAAAUGAAGACCUACUGGCACUUUUACAAUGGCGGGCGCGUCCAGAAAAAGUACAAGAAACGCUUCUUCGGGUACUUCGACUGGGCGAUGGACUCAGUUGCGAAGAACUUAUCAAAUUCCUUCGAGACGUACUUGACGCGCUGUUUGCGCUCUUUUCCACCGAAGAUGGGAACAGUACACCUCACUCAGGAACUGUGUUCUUGGUGCUAGUUUCGAUCUGCAGUCUGUUGGACGAGAGCCGUUUCCAGCAUUUCAAGCCUGUGCUGGAUGUUUACAUUGAAGAGCACUUCUCAGCUGCUUUAGUGUACAAAGGCCUCCUAUCCUCAGUACAGCACUGUGCCGAAUGGGCGGCCGGCGCCGAAGGCCAGGAACCAAUCAGGAAGUGUCUUCGCUCCCUUGGCGCGGUAUUCCGACUUGCCGUGCGCUCCCGUCGACUGUUCGCGAGAGCUACCGGCGGACAGUAUGAAGAUAGCUUUAGAAGAGAUGUGCGGGCGGCCUUACAUGCGCUUAAGGCAUUAGCUCAGCAUCCACAUAGAGAUCAUUUAGCGCCUGCACAGGUGGCCCUAAUGACAUCAUGGGCAAGCGUAGCCAAGAAGUAGCUUCAGCUCUCGGGCCGGUAGAAGCGGCCCGCGUGACGGCAUCCAUGCUGGACGCACCCGCGGCCAACUCACCACCGGCGCUAGCCAAAGCUCG